AUGAUGCAUAACGAAGCCAAAAGUGCAAGCAAGUCCUCUCUCAACCAGGUCCUCUAUGAGGUGACUAGCGAGAAAAUCAUGGAGCUUCAAAGACAAAAGGAUGUCUUGAGCCGCCAUUACAGUGAUGUACUGAAAACUGCAGAUGCUAGUGACGACUUGAUUCAAGAGAUUGAAAUACUGUAUCAAGGUAUCAAGGAGGCUCCAGUUCAACACAAACAAAAUUUGAAUAUGGAGAGUGCUCGACUCUUCAUUGGGAGCGUAGCUAAGGAUCCAUCUACUAGUGAACAACUCUUACGCCAUUGGAUUGCCAGUUUUCGAAAAGAGAUACAAUACUCGACCUGCAAAUGUACAUACACAUACAUGUAUGGAAAGCGUUUACGCGAUGAAUUAUCUGAAGCUGAAACCUCUGCUCUAGAUGAUGAGUUUCAUGCAGUGUCAAAAAAAAGGAAGGAGCAGAUAACAGAGCGUGAAAAGACAAUCAAGGAACUUGAAAAGCGUGUGUUUGAAGCUGGACAAAUCAAUUCGGACGCUUUCAAGGCUUUUCUGGACAAGACUUUGGACAUGGGAGAAGUGAAGAUCAAGAAAGUGCUGGAUACUGCAAGAAUGAACACUGGGUUGUUCUGUAAGAAGCUGCUUGAAGACGACAUUACUGUGUCUGGGCUGAAAACCUGUGUGGAAGGAUUAUUGGGAUGUGAUUUGCUCAACGCCGAGAAGCAAACUACUUUAAGGCAGUUGAUGGAAAGCGAGCCGUAUCUUCAAGAUCUUGCGACACUUCUAUCCAGUCGAAUCAAGGCGGUCAAGUACUGGAACUGGCCUGAGAAAGGAGUUCAUGUGGAUGUUCGACGAUCAAUAGCAGGAAGAUAUCGAGCUUUUCUUGAUGAAGACAUUAUUACGGCACUUUUCCUUCAGUAUAUCGGAGCACAAUUUGCAAUUCACAUGAAAGGUGAAUUGAGAAAAAUGUUUAUCAUGAUAUAUGAACCUUUUGCGAACCACACCCGAAAGCUGCCACGUCGAACUAUGAGUAUUGAGGAAUUGCGAUGUAAUAUCCACUUGGAAAGUUUCCUCUCUGUACUUCCUAGCGGGAUGCAAAACCAAGCCCAGUUCUCGUAUGAGGAUAAUGGAAAUUCUAAAAAUACCACUGCGAAUACCAAGAAUUCACUCAUUCAUCUCCUUGCUACAGAAGCUCAACUUCACAAGGUGAUCAAGCCUGACCAGCCAUUUACCGUAGUCCGCACUGACAUGGAAUGGUUCGGACCGUCUAUUGAGCAUGAGUCGAUCAAGAUUGUACUUCAGUUCCUUGGAGUGACUGAUGUAUGGGUUGAUUUUAUGAUGCGGUUCUUGAACGUACCAAUGACGUUCCAAAAGGAUGUGAGUGAGGAUGUCCGCAUCCGGCGAAGAGGAGUACCAAUCUCACACCAGCUGUCUGCUCUAUUUGGUGAAUGUAUCCUAUUCAUGAUGGAAGCGGCUGUCAAGCAUCAAACGGGGAUUCGACUUUACCGUGUUCAUGAUGAUUUCUGGUUCUGGGACUCUCAUCAAGACAAGGUAGUUCAAGCAUGGCGGGUGAUGAACGAGUAUGCCAGCUUGACCAACCUCCGAUUUAAUGCUGAAAAAUCUGGCUCUGCUGUGAUCAAUGGUCAGGAUAAUAGCAUAUUGUUGUCAACUGCGUCGUUUGGACCAUUGCCUUUACCUCAAGCUCGAGUAUGGUGGGGAUUUCUUGUCUUUCGGGAAGAUGGACUUUUUCAAAUUGAUCAUGCUCUGAUUGAGCCUCAUAUUGAAGAGAUGCGACAGAAGUUACAAAGCAGUAAGACGGUACUCAGCUGGGUUAACGUAUAUAACAAGUACAUAUCUUUCUUCAUGCAAGGCUUUGGAUCGUGUGCCAAGGUCCUAGGGACGCAACAUUUAGACCAGAUUGGUAAAUGCAUGCAGAUGAUUCAAAGACGAGUAUUUCAUGAGCAAAACGGCAAUGCUCUUGCUGCGUUGAAGAAGCAGUUUGAGGUUUUCCAAUCUACGGAUAUGCUAGACAUGUGGGCAUACUGGCCACUUCCAGCAGGAGGACUCGGCAUGAAGAACUAUUUGAUGGAUAUUGGAGCCUUAAGAGAGACAUUCAUCAAGGUAGAGCACACUGACUUUACAGAUCUACCCAAGGAAGACAAGGUGCUGUGGGAAGAGCAAGAGAAGAAAAAAGAGGAGAACCGCAAGAACUUGCAAUUAAGUAUCAGGGACUUGCAAGAUCCCUCUAAUGCACGUUAUAACCAAAGGUAUUUCUUAUUACCGCAGACAUUUGUGACGUACUGUAGUGGAAGAGAAACGUUACAUCGACAUUGGAGACUUCGAUUUCUCGUGCUGUUGGAUAUUGUUGACCUUGCACAUCCAGUUGAAUUGAAUGCCAAUGUAAAUACUCAACUGAACAAUCUACAGUUGGGUGAUGUUAACGAUGUUAUUACUGCUAAACGUGUUGUUAGCCAUUAUAACAAUCAGUUAGGCAAGGCUUGUGGAACUUUAGAGUUCUUGGAUAUGGCCCUUAUCCCCAAAAGUUUAGUGCAAACCCUGAACAAAGCCAAGGUACAGUGGGAUGCGUGA
Umbelopsis ramanniana AG is the source of this 2580-nucleotide messenger RNA. RefSeq lists its product as uncharacterized. The coding region runs from base 1 to 2580 and encodes 859 amino acids. NCBI's taxonomy places the organism in Eukaryota, Fungi, Mucoromycota, Umbelopsidomycetes, Umbelopsidales, Umbelopsidaceae. The record is from RefSeq and is a predicted model, not a curated record. The transcript has a single exon.